Molecule: messenger RNA, 2956 nt
Organism: Prinia subflava (tawny-flanked prinia)
Lineage: Eukaryota; Metazoa; Chordata; Aves; Passeriformes; Cisticolidae
Exons: 16
Coding region: 247-2394 (715 amino acids)
Biological process (GO): apoptotic cell clearance; cytoskeletal rearrangement involved in phagocytosis, engulfment
Molecular function (GO): phosphatidylserine binding
Source: RefSeq, a predicted model, not a curated record
AGAAGCAGAUUGGUGUGGUGCUGUGGUGUCACCUCUCAGUCAGAGCCCUGCCCCAGCAGCGCUUGGCUGUGCUGCAGGACACAGCCCAACAACCCAACCUCAGCCAAAACAACCCAGAUCGGACUGAGAGGUGCCCACAGCUGUGUCUGGAGAGGAUGUGCUGAGGAGGAAACACACAAGUGCACAACGAGGAUAAUUUUUCUUGAAUGAGAAGGGCGAACAGAGACAUUGUAACCUUCAGCCAGAAUGUUGUCUUACCUCUGCCUGAGCUGGGUUCUCCUGGUGCUGUUCACAGGCUCCACAGUGUCGGAAUUAGUUGUGAUAGGAGAGGUUGGUCAGGAUGUCACUGUGCCCUGCCGCUACAGUGUCCGGGACAGGAAUGGCCUCACGUCCAUGUGCUGGGGCCGGGACAGGUGCCCCAGUUCAAAGUGCUCCCGGCCCAUUAUCUGGACAGACGGCUGGAGGGUGACAGAGAGGCACAGCAGCAGGUACCAGCUCAAAGGGGACCUGCAGAGCGGGGACGUGUCCCUGACCAUCGUGGGGGCCAGGGAAGCAGACUCUGGGAUCUACUGCUGUCGUGUGGAGCUCCCAGGGUGGUUCAAUGAUCAACUCAUUAAUCACAAGGUUGUGAUAAAGAAAGCAAGAAUCUCUACUGCAAGUCCUCACACUUACACCUCUGAACAGACCUCAGGUCCUGGCAGCCCCAGUGACUCCUCCUCUGCUGUCACAAGGACCUGGCCAUCGCUCUCUGCUCCAGAAGCUCCUCACACUGCCUCUACUCCCUGCUCAGACCCCUCAGACUGCCUGGAUGUGGCUGCAGACCUGCAGAACACAUCCGUGUCCCUUCCCAGCCAGCAGCACCCAGAGCCUGGGCUGUACAUUGGGAUUGGCUCAUGUGCAGCUCUUCUGCUCAUCCUGAUCUUGGCUCUGUUCCUCACUAAACAAUAUUUUUACAACACAAAGAAGAUGGGUGGUUUUGCAGGCUUUGUUACAUUUCGAAGGCCACAAGGUGUGGGGAGCCACAGUGCCCUGGAAGAUGAGAAUCAUGCAGAGGAAAAUGUUUAUAUCAUCUGUGUGGCCCAGCCCUGCCCAAAUGGGGCUGAACCCAGCAGGAGAUCCCCUCCUGGGCCAGUUCCUAUCCGGAAGGGCAGGAAAGAAACCCUUGCAGCAUGUAAAAUCUGGAAAUGGAGAAAUGAGACUGCAGUGGGCUCACUCAGCUCCUCUGGAAAGGAUAAGGUCUGGUUUCCUCUCCUUCCACUCCCUGCCCUGCUGUCUCCAUCAGCCAGAAUGUCCCAUUUUGUGCUGUUUCACUGGAUGAUGAUACAGAUCUUUAUAGCACACACCGUGUCCCAGGCUGUUGUCAGAGGAACGGUGGGACAGCCUGUGACCCUGCCCUGCUCCUACCGCGUGACGCGGCUCAAGGACAUCUCCGACAUGUGCUGGGGCAGAGGCCCCUGCCCGAAUUCCAAGUGCAGCAGAGGAAUCUUGUACACCACGGGCAGCAGGGUGACAUCCAGAGCAUCCCAGAGGUACAACCUGCAUGGCCGUGUGUCCUCCGGGGACGUGUCCCUGACGAUCGCGGCGGCGCGGGCGGAUGACGCGGGGAUCUACUGCUGCCGCGUGGAGAUCCCCGGGCUCUUCAACGACAUCAAGAGGAACAUUCGGCUGGAGCUGGCCACAGCCCCUCCAGUGACCACCACCACCACAACCACCACCACAACCACCACCACGACCACCACCACAAGAAAAGCUCCUGUUUUCUCCGAACAUUUUACAGAAACUUUUGCUCCUCAAACAACCACUGAUCUCCAGCCAACACCAGAGACUGCAGUCCUGCUGACAACCAGCACCUUUCCACCAGAAACCACAGCCUCCGAGUCUCCAGCAGUAACUACAGGGGAGACCUUUGCUCCCACAACAACUGCUGUGACAGAAAAUGAUAUUUUUCCUGUAUCUAUGCUGGAAAUGAGUACUCCCCCAGAUUUUCUGACUACUUCCCAAGCAGCUGAUGUGACAACUGAAGGUGUCAUGUUCUGCUCCACGCUCCCUGGAAGUGCAGAGGUGACUACUGAAUUCCCAGGUACACUUCCAGCUGCAGAGGAAACCACCUCUGCCAUGAUGGAAGAGAUGUCAGUCAUGGAGGUUUCAGCAAACUCAGAUGGCAAUGCUGGGAAACAUGAAGAUAGAGCAGAUAAGGUAAAACCUCCUUCUCCCAGCUCUGCCAUUCUCACUGCCUGUGUCAUAGCCGGGUCCAUCCUUUUCAUCCUGACGGUCUCGUUGGUUUGGAAACGUAAACACACAAAGAAGUUUAUAGCAAAAAGUGUUGGACCACUAGAAGAGGCUGACAAAGUUUUUAGUGGUGCUGAAGGAGAAAACAACAUUUUUUCCCUGUGAAGAGCUCCUACAUCAUCUGCAGAUGCCAUGGGAAAUAAAAAGGGCCCAAUCCAUGCUGCACUGAGAGAUACUUGUGAGCCCUCAAAAUAUCAGCGGGUAUAAAACAAAGGCCAAAGCUUCAACUAUGAAAACUAUGAAAAUUUAAAAUCUUUGUGCAAAUUUUUCCCAUUGCAUAAAGAAGCUUAUUUGAGAAGGGGCUUUAUGCAUUAUUCAUGGAUACUUCUGGCAUCUGCCUUUUUACUAACACCAUGUUGCACAAUUGAAUUUGUUUUUCUCCAUUUUUACUAAUGCCCUUCCUUGAAUACAACUUGUAAUGUGAGGAACAGAAGAGAUCACAUGGAAGGCUGCCUAUCUUCAAAUUGCCAUAAAGAAAGAAAAGGAAUCAUAGAAUACAGUUUUUAAUGCUUUUAUGUAAUCAACAGAAAAAUUAAGCAACAAGAAUGCUGUGAGUUUAAAUCAAAAAUGCAGAUUACUGAAGGGGUAUCACUACUGCCUGUGAUUCAGCAUGUUUGAAUAACCCUUUGAGAAUAUGUUAAUAAACUUUGUAAUUUGUCGCUGGCAA